UACAAACCUUAAUAAGAAUCGAGUGCUUGUAGCAAUCGCAGAGAGCAAACAGAAAGCCAGCUGGCAGAAACUGAACAGUGCCACUGCAUUUUUAUUGCUUCUAACCCCCCCAGAAACAGAUUAUUGCUUAAAAAAUGUCUUUUUUUAUUUCAUUUAUUUCUGAUCCUGCAUUAAUUUGUCUGCUAUGUGCAGCAGUAUUAUUAGCUGUUCUCUAUUUUUCAACUGGCUAUAAAAAUUCAGCUUUUAAAUUUCCUCCUGGUCCAACUCCUCUUCCGAUCAUUGGUAACCUGCACUUGGUGGAUCUUAGAAGGCAAGAUAAAUCACUAAUGAAGCUUGCGGAAAAAUACGGCCCCAUCUUCACCCUCCACUUUGGGUUCCAGAAAGUUGUGGUCCUGACCGGGUACGAAGUUGUGCGGGAGGCGCUUGUGAACUACACAGAGGAGUUUGUAGACAGACCAUCCAUCCCAAUAUUUGACCAAAUUCAGAAUGGAAACGGUUUGUUCUUCUCUAUUGGGGAGCUGUGGAGAACAACGCGGAGGUUCACCGUAUGCAGCAUGCGCAACCUCGGCAUGGGGAAAAAAAUGAUAGAAGGGAGAAUUUUCGAGGAGCUUCACUUCCUUAUCGAGAUGAUCAAAUCCUUCAAAGGGGAACCUUUCAGCCUGACAUCCUUCAACUGUGCUCCAAUCAACAUCACCUUCAUCAUGCUGUUUGGGGACAGGUUUGACUAUAAGGACCCAACAUUUCUCACUCUCUUAAGACUCAUAGAUGAAGUUAUGAUUCUUCUGGGAUCUCCAUACUUGAACUAUUUCAAUUUCUACCCGUUCCUUGGAUUUCUUUUCAAAACCCACAAGAUUAUGCUUGGGAAAAUAGAAGAUGUGCGCGUCAUUUUAAGGCAAUACAUGAAGGCAAGCAGGGAGGAUAUCAAUGAGAACAGUGUGAGGAGCUACAUUGAUGCACUGAUAUUCAAGCAACAAGAGGAGAAAAACAAGAAAGACAGCCUCUUCCAUGAUGACAACUUAAUAGCAUCCAUACUUGACUUGGUCAUGGCAGGAACAGAGACCAUAGCCACAACGCUCCAGUGGGCCAUCCUGCUGAUGAUGAAAUACCCAGAGAUUCAAAAAAAGGUGCAGGAGGAGAUUGGGAGAACCGUCAAAGCUGGAAGCUGGGCCACAUAUGAGGAUCGGAAGAACAUGCCAUUUACAAAUGCGGUGCUACACGAAGUGCAGAGGUUUAUCACCCUCCUGCCCCAUGUUCCCCGCUGCACUGCUGUUGACACCCACUUCAGGGGCUACUUCCUUCCCAAGGGUAUAAUUGUAAUCCCGUCACUCACCUCAGUGCUGCUGGAUAAGACGCAAUGGGAAACACCACACCAGUUCAACCCCAACCACUUCCUUGAUGCUGAAGGGAAUUUUGUAAAGAGAGAGGCUUUCCUGCCCUUCUCCAUAGGGCGAAGGAACUGCAUUGGAGAAAGCCUUGCCAAGAUGGAACUCUUUGUCUUCUUUGUAGGGUUGCUGCAGACAUUUACUUUUCAACCCCAGCCAGGAGUUUCAGAGUCUGACUUGGACCUUACUGUCCCCCAAACGACUUUCACAUUAAGGCCUCAGCCUCAGGCAACCUGUGCUGUCCUGCGUGAAUAAGCACAGCCUUGCUGGAGAGCAACCCAACAAU
Phalacrocorax carbo (great cormorant) is the source of this 1668-nucleotide messenger RNA. The record is from RefSeq and is a predicted model, not a curated record. Lineage: Eukaryota; Metazoa; Chordata; Aves; Suliformes; Phalacrocoracidae.